UCCUAAGUUGAGAUCUUGUGGACACAUCGCGGAUCCGUCGUGUAUCUGUUCACCUGGUCUAGGUCACCUGCCCGAUCGUCGCCACUACGUCAGCUUUUGCGAUUGAGGUGUCAUCACUCCUCGUUUACUGCUGGAAUCCUUGAACAUGAUUCAACAGGGCCGAUUUAGCUUGUGGAUUGUUUGAGAAGGUAUUCGGUCCCUGACAGAUGUAGCGGAAGCGCACGUCAUGAGAAACAUCCUUCCCGCAUGGUCUCUACUUCUCACUCCUUUACGCCUUUCCCCUCUGAACAUUACGCGACUCCAUCCUUCUGAUCCUUCUCACCCGUCUGAUAACAGCUGCAGAAUGUGUUUUCUACGUCACCGGAUUGGUUCUAAAACGGACCGCAGUCUCUUUCGACCUACCACUCAUCUGCUCUAUCUAAGUCUAGCUCGUUUGGAUCACUCUCGGAGUACUUUCUUGUGUGAUCCUCGUGCUACUUCAGCUUGACCGCAUUUGAAGGCGUUUUGCUUCUCUUCUACAGAAAUAUCCAGUUGAUGGCAAAAAUCAAGUGGUGCGAGUGUUGGCGCCCGGCCAAGACUCCAAACUCGAGUCCAACGUUCGCCACCCCUAUCAAGACUGUGGUUAUAUUGUGCAUGGAAAAUCGGUCAUUCGACCACAUGCUGGGGUUUAUGAAGCGCAUUCAACCAAAGAUUGAUGGUCUCACCGGCACUGAAACCAAUCCAUUGUCUCUGACGGACGCCAAUGCUGGCGUGGUCCAAGUUUCGGACCAAGCCCCCUACAUUGACCCCGCCGACCCUGGCCACUCUUUCCAAGACAUAACUCUACAAAUCUUCGGCUCUCAAACCGAGACCACCGCGAAUCCCCCUCCCAUGAAUGGAUUUGCUGCGCAGGCCGAGACAGAAAAAGAAGGGCUGUCGAAAACAGUAAUGGGCGGGUUUUCGCCGGACGAUGUGCCCAUCUUCAAGACUCUAGUCCAAGAAUUUGCUGUGGUAGAUCGGUGGUUUGCGUCGGUGCCUUCGAGUACGCAACCGAAUCGGCAGUAUCUUCACUCCGCCACUUCUCACGGCCUGAUGAGCAAUAAUCAACAGCUCCUAUUAGCGGGAUUGCCUCAAAAGACCAUCUUUGAAUCCGUUGAAGAAUGCGGGCUCUCCUUCGGGAUUUACUACCAACAAGUGCCAAACACCCUGUUCUACAGAAACCUUCGAAAGUUGAAGUAUGUCGACAAUUUCCGCCCCUAUGACUUGACUUUCAGAGAUCAUGCCAAGAAGGGGACACUUCCGAAUUACACAGUAAUUGAGCCCAGAUAUUUUGAUUUGCCUGGAUUCCCAGCAAAUGAUGAUCACCCCGUUCAUGAUGUGGCACAGGGGCAGGCUCUCAUUAAGGAGGUCUAUGAAGCGUUACGGGGAAGCCCGCAGUGGAACGAGAUUCUUUUCCUAAUCACGUAUGAUGAGCAUGGUGGGUUUUACGAUCAUGUGCCCACGCCUAUUGGCGUUCCCAGUCCGGAUGGAUUGGUGGGCUCGGCGUCGCCCUAUUCUUUCGACUUCACUAGACUUGGGGUUAGGGUGCCGACUCUCUUGAUUUCUCCCUGGAUCCAAGCGGGCGCUGUGUUGCACAAACCAAAAGGACCUAAACCAACCUCCGAAUUCGAGCAUUCAUCGAUACCUGCGACGGUGAAGAAGCUCUUCAAUUUGCCGGGAUCAUUUCUGACCAAGCGGGACGAAUGGGCCGGCACAUUCGAGACAGUUCUCACGCGAAAGACUCCCCGAACUGACUGUCCAGUAAAACUCCCCGCACCUCCAACAACACUGCGGACUCGGAGCGCGCCGAUGAACAACAUAAGCGCACUCUCGGAGUUUCAGGAAGAGUUAGUGUGGCUCUCGUGUUCGAUCACUGGGAAAGCCGAGGUGCCCGAGUACACCACCAUCGCGGACGCGGCGGAGUUCGUAACUAGCGCCGUCGCGACGUUUGUCGACGCCGCCGCGGCGGCCAAGGCAGCGGGGGUAGAUCCCGACCGCAUUUUCAAGCCAUGAGCAGUCCAGAUUUAACAAACACCACACCAGUUUUUGCCCGAUCCUUUCGUCGUUUGGGUGAUGGAGCCGCAAUGUCUAGCUCCAUCCAAGCGACUGAGGGCGACGCGCGUGGCGACUCCCAGUGAAGCUCGCGGCCGACUCGACCACAAUUGAAGCAUUCUUUCAAGGAAAUAGACACAAAAUGAAUGAAUAAAAAAAAAAUAAAUAAAUAAAAAACAGAAGGAAUCACCUCUUUAGUUAAAUCUGGACUGCUCAUGGAAAAACAGUUUAUUUUAUUUUAUUGGGUUCUUCUUAUUUGAAGAAAGAGAAGUUUGUGGCAUUUAGAUUGAUUUUGAUGUAUCUUCCAUGUCUUGACAAUAAAUGUGAUGAAACAGGUCUGUAUACAUUUGAGGUA
Messenger RNA from Physcomitrium patens, 2425 nucleotides. NCBI's taxonomy places the organism in Eukaryota, Viridiplantae, Streptophyta, Bryopsida, Funariales, Funariaceae. The record is from RefSeq and is a predicted model, not a curated record.